This is a messenger RNA of Odocoileus virginianus texanus, 1353 nucleotides long. The record is from RefSeq and is a predicted model, not a curated record. NCBI's taxonomy places the organism in Eukaryota, Metazoa, Chordata, Mammalia, Artiodactyla, Cervidae.
AUGGAUUCAGAUGAGCUGGAAGCCUUCCAGCAGGAACUCACCUGCUCCAUCUGCAUGAACUGCUUCCUGGACCCCGUCACCAUAGACUGUGGGCACAGCUUCUGCCGUCCCUGUCUGAGCCUUUGCUGGGAAGAAGACCAGACUCCAAAGAGCUGCCCUGAGUGCAGGGGAAUAUCAGAGAGGCCCCAUUUCAAAACCAAUAUUGUCCUCAAGAGGCUGGCUUCCCUUGCCAGACAGGCCAGAGCUGACCACGACCACCACUCUGAGGAGCAGAUCUGUGAGACACACCAGGAAGCCAGAGGCCUCUUCUGUGAGGCUGACCAGACCCUGCUCUGCGGGCCCUGCUCUGAACGCCCCGAGCACGCAGCUCACAGCCACAGUCCCAUACACAGGGCUGCUGAGGAGUCCCGGCUAGGUAAUACCUCUGGAGCAGAGAAACUUCUAAAGAGAAUGGGCUCUUUAUGGAAAAUCAGAGAAUAUAUGAAAAUCAUUCUGAACCAGGAAGCUAAAAAAAACAAGGACUACGUGGCCUUAAGGAAGGUGAUGAUCAAGCUUGAGUAUCAGAGGAUGCUUCUGUUGCUCCGGGAGGAGGAGCAACUGCAUCUGGAAGCCCUGGAGAGAGAAGCCAAGGAGAUUUGUGAACAACUCAAGGAGAGUGUGUUCCGAAUGACUCAACAGAGAGAAACUCUGAAAGAAAUGUACAGAGAGAUGAUGGAGAUGUGCCACAAGCCGGACGUGGAGUUGCUCCAGGUGAGAAAGGAGGGUCAGGCUGACUUGGCACAGAUGCAGAAGCCUCAGCCCGUGAACCCAGAGCUCCCUUCCUGGCCGGUCUCUGGAUUCCUACACAUGCUGAACAACUUCAGAGUGAAUAAUGUUCUGAGUCAGACAACGACUGUUCACCAUGCGAUCCUGGAUGAUGCAAGUGUACUGUUUGAGGAUGACCAUCCCGGCGGGUCCAGACAGCCCUGGGGUGGGGCGUGUGCUGUGUCCUGGGGAGUUUGGGCCUUCACCUCCGGGAGGCAUUACUGGGAGCUGGACGUGGCACUGUCCUCCAGCUGGGUUCUGGGAGUCUGUAAAAGCAUCUUCACACGUGAUACCAGUAUCAGUAUUGGUGCUGAAGAAGCAUUUUUUCUGUGUUCUACAAAGGUGAACAGUCAGUAUAUUCUGUCCACCACCUCCCCACGCUUAGUUCAUUUUGUGAAAAGGCCUCUGGGUAGAAUUGGAGUGUUUUUGGAUUAUGACAAUGGAACUGUGAGCUUCUAUGAUGUUUUCAGAAGUUCCCUCAUAUAUAGUUCCCUUCCUUCUGCUUUCUCCUCCCCUCUGAUACCUUUCCUUUGCCUUAAAUCUCCAUGA